AUGUUUCAUAUUUUCCGUUGGCGACGUGAACAAAGAAAUGAAAAUCCAACAUCAUCAGAUCAUAUAACAGAUGAAGAAAAUAAAACAUCUCAUACACGACGAUGUCAUCGUUUACGUUUAUAUCAUGGUAAACAAUCUAUUGAACGUUUAUUUCAUGUAAGACGACAUGAAUUACAUUCUGAUCAUGAUAAACGACAGACAGUAACAAUAUGGCAUUAG
Messenger RNA from Adineta steineri, 219 nucleotides. The record is from the annotation of a GenBank genome assembly. Lineage: Eukaryota; Metazoa; Rotifera; Eurotatoria; Adinetida; Adinetidae.